This is a messenger RNA of Anarrhichthys ocellatus (wolf-eel), 1253 nucleotides long. It is a transcript of the gene tagln, whose product is annotated as transgelin. Gene Ontology annotation, biological process: actin filament organization. The transcript is spliced from 6 exons. Bases 130 to 744 code for a protein of 204 amino acids. The record is from RefSeq and is a predicted model, not a curated record. Gene Ontology annotation, cellular component: actin cytoskeleton. Lineage: Eukaryota; Metazoa; Chordata; Actinopteri; Perciformes; Anarhichadidae. Gene Ontology annotation, molecular function: actin filament binding.
UCCCUGCGACGCAUAUACAAACACUCAGUCAAGCAUCCACACUCAACCACGCACGCUGCACUAGUAGCCAGCAGAGAACUGACCUAUUCCUUCACACAGAACAGGAAGUUGAAGCGACCUGACAUCAAGAUGGCAACAAAGGGAGUCGGCAUGGCUAACAAAGGUCCCGCCUUCGGCAUGAGCCGGCACGUUCAGGAUAAGAUCGACAGCAAGUACGAUUCUGAGCUGGAGCAGAUCCUGGUGGAGUGGAUCAGCCGCCAGUGUGGCUCCGGUGUGGUAAAGCCAGAGGCCGGAAAAAUGGGCUUCCAGGCCUGGCUGAAGGACGGAUGUGUCCUGAGCGAACUGAUCAACAGUCUGUUCACCGGAGAGAAACCUGUGAAGAAGAUCCAGAGCUCAACCGCGGCCUUCAAACAGAUGGAGCAGAUCUCCCAGUUCCUCAACGCUUCGGAGAAGUAUGGCGUCACCAAGACCGACAUGUUCCAGACCGUGGAUCUUUGGGAAGGUAAGGACCUGGCGGCGGUGCAGAGGACCCUGUCAGCUCUGGGCAGCUUGGCCUUCACUAAGGAUGAAGGCACAUACAACGGAGACCCCAACUGGUUCUUCAAGAAAUCCAUGGAGAACAAGCGGGACUUCAGCGACGACCAGCUGAAGGCGGGCAAAAACGUGAUCGGUCUACAGAUGGGGUCAAAUAAGGGAGCCUCUCAGGAGGGCAUGAGCUAUGGAAGAUCCCGACAGAUCCUUUAAAUAUCACUGAGCCACAGAUACCCAAAAACCUCUUCAGCCCCUUAAUCCCUUCUUAGAGCCCUUAAGCGUCUAACAUCAUCAUAAAACAUCUUCUGCUUUAGAAUUCAGCUACUUUAGCCCCUACUUCCCUGGUCUUGACAACCAGUACAACGUUUAUAGUCUUAAGUGUAGUAAAGUAACCAUGAAACCGACCAAUGCCUUGGAGGUAAAAACAAGAUGACAAUGUGCCAUAACUGACCGCUGAUACUAUAAUAAAUAAAUGUCUGAAUUAUGGCCUUUUACUUCGUAGAUUUUAGUAAUAUUUGUUCUGGAUUCCGACACAAAUAUCAAUCUGUGUUUACGUAAUUUACAGAAGAAUUUUCUUUUCCAAACUACCAUUACAGCCCUACAUUUACAAUAUUGUUCCUUGUUAAUUUUUCCUAUCUAACCACUUCCCACAAUGCUACGCCUGCUGUAUCAGCGCCAAUAUUUUUGUACAUUGUCUUAUUAAAUAAUGACUUUGAAAUACA